UUAUUUUUAAACUAAAAAAAAAACAAAAACUGCUAAAUAAAAUUAAGAGCUCUGAGAACAAUAAUUAAAGAGCUACGAAAUGUCCAAGUCGAACGCCGAUUUUAGUGCGUUCGACUUUAAUGACAGCUCGGAUAAUUCAGAUGUUGAAACACGAGGGCCCUUUCUCAGUCGUGUUGCGCUCGGCAACAGUAGUAAAAGUUUGACGGGCAGCAGUAACAAUAUCAACAAUGCCAACAACAACAAUCUUAGCUCAGGACAUCAUAAUACGAAUCAACAACAACAGCAGCAGCAACAUCAACAUCAACAGCAGCAACAACAACAUCUCAACAAUUCAAGUCAUUUAUCCAGUAGUGCUUCCAACAGUAGUGCAUCGAGUAGCGAAGAUGAAGGAGAAACAAAUGAUGAUAAUGUUGUUACCACAACAGCUGAACAACAGCAACACCAGCAACAACAGCAACAACUCCUACUGCAACAAAGUCAAAGACAACAGCUACAUGAAGCCAUUAAUGGCAAAAACAUUAACGAACAUCUCCACGACAACAAUAGCAACAGCAGCACAAGUAGCAGCAGUAGUAGUAGCAGUACUGCACCUAGAGGCACUAGAGGAGGGGUGGGCAAUGUUGGCAAUAGUAGUUGCAUUAAUAAUACGCAACAACAUCAACAAAACGCCAGUGGCAGUAAUGCUCAACAGUCUCAUAAUUCAGAUGUCUUGUUAAUGGCCGCCAUGGGUGCUAGCAGUGGUCCAACAACAACUACAGCAGCAAACGGCUUAACAGACGAUAGUAUAGUUGCCACAUCAGUGGGUAGCAACAAUAAUAUGGAUGGCAUGGAUGCCAGAGAUGGUAGUGGAGGUUUAGCCUCAGGUCUCACAGAAUCGAACACCACAAACCAUAAUAAUACCAACAGCAACAACAACAUAAGUAGUAGUAGUUGCAAUGUUAACAGUUUGCUCGACUCGGCUCUAGCAGGUGGUGGUAGUGGUGGUGGCGCUGGCGGCAUCAACAGUCACAUUCAAAACAAUGGACACUCGAAUGCAAGCAGCCACUGCAAUGAAUUGGUACGCAGCAGUAGUAGUGCCAGCUUAAGCAAUGCCAGUCUCAAUCAUCAUGCGGGCAUGGGUGGUGGCGGAGGCAGUGGCAGCAUUGUGGGCGGUGGAGGCUCCAAUGCUGGUGGUGGCGGAGGCGGUGGAGGCGGCGGUAGCCUUUGCGGUGUACCCUCCUCGGCCUCCAGCUAUGCACUAUCUGCUGCCGAGCGUAAGAAAUAUCGUCAUCAGAAUUUCAGUAAAAACAUCUAUAUUGGUACGAAAAAUGCUGAGAAAUGGGAGUAUAUGCGGACACGAUUACAUUUUAAAAAUGAUGUCGAAUUUGUGGCAUAUCUACUGAAUUUAGCCGAUAAUGAUGGCGAACGUUUGGCAAAUCUUCCUCCUCCCUCAGCUUCGACAACACCUACCAAGUCCUUCGAUAGCAAUUUCAAACUUGAACCAAAUUUAAGUGCUAAAGAAUUCGGUAGUAAUAGUCAGACAGGUGAAAAUGGUGGUGCUGUGAGUUGUGGCGGCGGUGGUGGUGAUUCCCAGCCACCACCCGUCAAACGAAAAUACAAAAAACGUGUACAAUUCAAUGACAACCUAAAUGGCCUGGCUAAAUUAAAGAAUUUUUCAAAUUUUGCUUUAAAAGCUAAAAAACAUUUGGCAGGCGAUAAUGGGAGUGGUGCGGGUGGUGGAGGUGGUGCUACGGGUAGUGGUAACGGUACUAGUGGCGGCAGUGUGGCAGGUGAUAACAAUGUUAGUGCCAGUGGUACGGGUGAUGUGUUGCCGGAAGUGUUGGACUGUCGCAUAGCAGAAAAAAUCAAAAGUGAAAUGGAAGAAAAAUCAGCAUCUAAGGAAUCAUUGGCCUUGUGCCUCAAGAAAAACGAUGGCUAUGGCGACGAUGAGGAUGAUGAUGAAGAUGAUGCCGGCACCUCGGUGACCGGCGAUGGUGUGGAUGGUUUGAAUGGUCCCAACAGCGGUUUUCGUAUGCGCCACAAAAACAAACGAGGACCCAAGAGCAUGAAUCCUCCCGGCUCCUAUAUAGAUGACGACGAGGAAAUUGGCGAUGUCAGUGAGGACGAUGAGGAAGACGAGGAAAUGGAUGAGGAGGCUUUGGCGCGAGAAAUGAAAAGUGAACAGAAUUUCGUGGAGGAAGAAGAUGAACUUGACAUUGCCUUUCGUUCGCAUCAAUCAUGUCGAGAGUGUUCUUUGGCUCACGAUUACAAGGUAUGUCCGUUACGCACUUCCAUAGGCACCGUAACGGAUGCUGUCGACUUGGCCGAAUGGGUGGAACGUAAGAAUCUAGAGGCUCUGGCAAAACUCAAGUGUGAUGCUCAACGUCAGGCCAAGCAACUGCAUGGUGAUGAUGACGAAGACAUGGAUGAUUCCUCCCAACUGUCCGAUUUAGAACUAAAGCCGUUAAUAACAUUUGCCGAGGCCUCCGUACCAGCUGAAUUCGAAUUGCACAAUGUGGAGCCAAAUGUCACGGGUGUAUUUGCUCGCACCGAGGUGAGGUCAUUCACCAAACUGGGUCCCCUUAUAGGACAGUCUGUACAAUCCACCGAUAUACGUGAGGCCAGUGAUAUGAAAUGGAUAUUUGAGAUUUGUGAAGCCGGUGCUGAAAAAUCACAAUUUCUCUUGUGUGAUAAUCCGAACUCAUCGAAUUGGUUGCGCUACAUAAGACCGGCGCCGACAUACGACGAGCGUAAUGUGAAUUUAGUGUUUAUAGAGUCGCAGGCGUUUUUCGUGACAUGCAGGGAUUUGAAAAAUGGUAUGGAAUUGCUGUAUUGGAGUGAUGACUGCAAUACCAUGUGGCGUAAGAAACAUUGGUCGGAGAAGACAAAUUGUGGCGGCUGCAAUUUGAAAUUUGAUCAUCCCCUUUACUAUCGCACCCAUUGCUCGGUGUUCCAUGACCCAACGAUGAGUCUGACAAUACGCAAGUAUCAUUGUAAAGUGUGUGGCGAGGCGGUAUUGGGUAAGGACAAUAUUAUGAAACAUGCGGCGGAAAAACAUGAUGGCAAAGGUGCACAUCAGUGUCAGUUUUGCAACAAGUUCUUUUUGCGUCUCAGUUAUUUGGAAAUGCAUCGCACAUACGGUUGUGCCGCAAAUCCGAAUCGUACACGGCCUAUAUGUGAUUUUUGUGGUCGCAAAUACUAUCGACCACAAAAACUGAAAGCUCACAUUAAGCGUAUGCACAGUGAUGUGGCUGAUGUUUUACGAGAUUUUCAGUGUAACUUAUGUUCAAAACUUCUAGGCUCACGGGCAGCAUUGCAGCGUCAUGCCAAGGAGGUGCACAGUCGCAACUCGACAGUGGUUAGUUGUCCCAGAUGUCAGAAGCUCUUCCAGAAUCGCAGCAAUUUGAAGAUACACAUGCUAACGCAUUCCGGCGUGAGGCCAUUUAAAUGUUCGGAAUCGGAAUGCAAUGCCGCCUUCACCACCAAACAGUGUCUGCAAUUCCAUUACAAGAAGGUACACAACUAUUCCCAGGAACAAAUGCCGAAAAUUGAACGUAGUGUCGCUUACACAUUUGAUGCUUAUUCGGGUGGUAUGAAAGUUGAUUUCUUGGAACAAGCUCCCCGUAGAAGACGCAAGAGUUUGGAAGAUCAAAAUUCGGUUAUGAGUUCAAGCAUACAAAGUGAUGCUGAAUUUUCGGAUGACAACAUUUUCGAAGCCAUUAAAAAGUCCGGCAAAUCUAUUAAGGAUCUGUGCCGUAAUGAACCCAAUUUAUCACUGCUAUCCUCGAAAAUCUCCAGUAUAUUUGGUGAGAAACCACCACCACGCAAGAGAGGCCGCAAACCCAAAGAUUACCAUCUAAUGGAGCAGCAGGAGCAAGAACAUAUGGAGCAAAUGAGACGCAAACAAAAUGCUCAAUUAAGUUUAGUCGAGUCCUUCUUAACAACCACCGCCCAACGUUUGACGGCCCAGCAGCAAGUGCAACAAGUUGUGGCAGCAGCUGCUGCUGUCUCAGCAAUGACUGGAGCUGCAGCUGAAGAUCCCACUAGUAAGAUGACGCAUAUGAUGACUGGUAUAAAUACCCAGCAUAUGGGCAUGAGCCAUCAUCACCACCAAUCAGCCAUGGGUCAUGAUGAAGAAGACGAAGAAGAGGACGAUGAGGAAGAGGAACAUGGCCACCAUGGUCAUCAUGGUGGCCAACAAAUGACCCAUGACAAUAACGGUUAUCGCCAUAAUCCGGGCAUGAAUGCCAUGGGUCAAAAUCUGGUUGUGAGUAAAGGAAGUAAAAAGUGGAUCAGUGAUGAUGAUCGUCAUUUGUCUAGAGACUGUGCGGUAGGUGAAAUGGGCGGUGCAACUGGCAUGACAACGAAUCAAAAUUCAUGCGGCAUGUCAGGUGGUGGCAACAAUGAUAUGGCCUUGCCACCAUUUGCUGUGCCACAGAGUAAUAACGACGAUCCCACAAAACUGAUGGGUUCCAAUAGAGAUUUCCUUUCACGACUCAUUAAUUCUGCCAAUCCCUCUCACAACCAUCACACGGGCAAUACACGAGAAGAAGACGAAAAUUCUUCAUUCUUAGAUGUUGUCGAAUCUAACAAUGCUGCUGCAAAUGGCCAAAUGUCUCAGUAUCAUCACAAUUCAGGAAAUAAUGCUGGUGCUGGAGCAGCUUCCAAUGGUGGCAAUGCUGUGACAAAUCCCAACAACGGUUUGGGUGCCGCAAAUGGCUCGGCUAACAAUCAAGGUGAAAAUAGUCAGAUGUCGAUGAAUUCUUUGUCACAAUCUCAAGCCUUUAUGAGUUCAUUUUAUAAUAAUGCAAAUGCAAGACUGAGUGGUACCGGUACGGGAUCAUCUUCCUCGGCCAGCAUGUUGGUCGAGGCAGCUUUAAAUUCUGUUGGCAACAUGAUCGACAAUGAUAAUAAUGACUUGAAAGUUCCCACCGAAAACAAUAUAAACACCGAUAGUCCCAUGAGUUCUCAUGUCGAUUCCGAAACGAAUCGUUUUAAUGCCUCAAAUCCCAUGGAUAACUUGGAGAGUGAAUUGAAAAUGAUGAAGAACUUAAAUAAUUUCCCCAUGCAAAUACCACCACUGCCAAUGUUUCCGAACCAAGGCAAUAAUCUUAAUUCUUGUAACAUAUCGCCCAGUGCUUCAACGCCAACAAAUCCCCGAAGCAACCAAAACAAUGAAGUGGAUGUGGAUGCCGGUUCUACGCCACGGGCACAACACAUGGGCAAUGCGGGCAAUAAUGAUGCAGAUCCAUUUCCGUCAGCGGCCCAACACCGUACACCACCGUCACCCCAACCCAUUUCUCCCGGCCGAGAUUAUAGCAUGUUUGGCAAUAAUCCUGGCUCAAAUGGCGGUACUCCCGGUGGUCCUGGUACAGCGGGUAGUAAUAGCAGUGCUAAUAGCACGGGGGGCAAUAGUAGUAAUAACAACAUAUCAGCCUCUUCACCAUUACCCGCUGCUCUAGCUCAAAAUCAACGAAGAAAUGCUUCCAGUGUGGGUAGUAGUUAUCCGGAACAUGAACUCAUUUCACCGGCUUCCUCACCUUCAAUACCACGCUAUAAUUUCAAUAAUGGUGAUGUUAUGCGCCACAAGCAAAGAUCUGACUCGGAGAAUGACAGGCGGCAGGCUUUAACUGGAGGCCAUAACCAUUUGUCAAGUGAUGAAGAGAACAGUAUAAUGCCGCAGAACAGCGUGGGCCAGGAUAUGCGUAUGAAAUUCCCUCAAUCACAAAUGGAUUUGAUGUAUUCAAAAUACGAAAGUUUAGCCAAUUCCACAGCUUUAAAAUAUAACAAUCAAAAUAUUGAUUCACCCUCGGAAUAUCGUACCAGUAAUUCUGCAGCGACUGCCAGUUCAAAUAAUGACAUUUCCGAUUUGCAAGGACUGGAUAUGUCUUCGCGUUCGAAUGUCAGCUCUUCAAAUUAUCAUCACAAUUUCCAAUUGCCCAGUAAUAGUUCAUCCAAUUUACCAGGUAUAGGCAGAUAUCACCAUCACAUAUACGAUAUACUAUCGGAAAGAGAGCAGAAUCAACAGUCACAAGCCCAAAGUCAACAACAGCAUCAUAGUUCAUCUUCGGGUGGUUCUGGCUCGGCCUCACAACACCAGCAGCAAGAGCAUCCCAGCCAGUUAAGUAUGCAGCAGCAUCAAUCGGCUAUGCACAGCAUGCUUUCCGAUCAGCUGAACGAACAGGAACAUGAUCAAGCCACUUCGGUUGAUUUAAGUCGUACUGCCAACUAUGUGGUACCCUCCCCACCCCAACUACCCUACAACCAUCCACAUCAUGAUAUGUUGCGAAUGGCUUCAUUGGAUCUCACACCCAACACGAACAUGUCUGUGGGCAACAAUCGUUCAUUCCUGUCAUCGCAAAUGCAACACCAAAGCCGCGAAAGUCUAGAGCAUCAUCGUCUUCUUUCAACUGUCGAACAGCAUCGCAUAUUAGCUGCCUCAAAUGCUGCUGCCGCCGAUCAGCAUCGUCUGCUAGUUGAUCCCACAGCUCAUUUACUCAUGGAACAAAACAAUCGUUUAUUGGGUUCCGAUCAAUCCCGUCUAUUGGGUGAAACAGCUCAGAAUCGUCAUAUGGCUCGCGGUUUUGGUGCCUAUCAUCAAGUUGCCUCUAGUAAUUAUCACCCGGGCGUUCGACCACCAGUAUUACCGUCGGCUAAUCAUCAUGCUUCCAAUCCCUCAAACUAUCAUCCAUUCCCCGCAUACUAUUAGUUAAGGAUUUAAGGUAUGACGUGAAGUGAUGUGAUGUGUUACAAAAUGAAGUCUGCUUUAGGUAAAGAA
This is a messenger RNA of Calliphora vicina (urban bluebottle blowfly), 6757 nucleotides long. RefSeq lists its product as uncharacterized. Bases 80 to 6688 code for a protein of 2202 amino acids. Gene Ontology annotation, biological process: regulation of transcription by RNA polymerase II. The record is from RefSeq and is a predicted model, not a curated record. Gene Ontology annotation, cellular component: nucleus. Gene Ontology annotation, molecular function: DNA-binding transcription factor activity, RNA polymerase II-specific. The transcript has 8 exons. Lineage: Eukaryota; Metazoa; Arthropoda; Insecta; Diptera; Calliphoridae.